UUGCCACUUUUGUUUGAAUAAAAAAGAUUAAGGCGAUUAAGUGAUUACUGAUGCUUUAAACGACUUAAGAAUUAUCUUGUUUGGUAUUUAUUGCGAAAAUUGUUUUUUGUUAAAUAAUUUGAAUUUUCGGGCUUGCGCAAAUAAAUGAAUUGUUGGUUGCCUAUCCCCCAAGUGUCAAAUCUGUCACUUCCCGUUUUUGACAUUUCUAACCUACAAAAUCGACGCACCCCUUUACAACCUUAUUUUAAUUCAGUCACACUUUCGGCAAUUGGGCAUGGACCUGAACGAAGAAGAACUCAUAAAGAAGCACAAACAAGAACGCAAAGAUCUCCAGUCAAAAAUCCAGUCAUUAAAAAAAAGUGUUGCGAAGGGGGACAAAAAGAAGAAAAAAGAGGUCGCCGAAGAAAUAGCCCGGCUAGAACAAGAACUGGAAGCCCGACAAUCAUCGGAAAUGGAAGUGUUCGGUUCGCAAAAGUCGAACGACGUUGAGGAGCCUGUAAAUGAAGAAGAGGACGUCUCUGAAGAGCCUAUGAAUACUCGAGUGUCCAGAGCCACAAGGAGGCGCAACAAAAAGGCGCAAGAGGAGCGAGAGCGCGACAAGAGGAUCCAGGAGCAAGCGGAGAAGAACAAAGAAGGACCUCGGAUGACGGAGCUGAACGCUAUGAAGGAAGUCCUGAAACAAUUUGGGUUACAGUUGCAUAAUAUUCCGGCUGACGGUAACUGUUUGUAUUGUGCUGUGAACCACCAGUUGGAGGUUACAGGUAGGGAGUCGUUCACGGUACCCCGGUUGAGGAAACUCACAGCUGAAUUCAUGCGCCAAAACAAGGACGAGUUCUUGCCUUUUAUGUAUAACGAAUCGGACGAAGCGGUGAGCGAAGAAUACUUCGAGUCGUACUGCAAAGAAGUAGCCACGACGAAGCUAUGGGGGGGACAGUUGGAACUCAGGGCGCUCUCGAACAUACUAAAAUGUCCAAUCAAAGUAGUGCAAGCCAACGGGCCGCUGACAAUACAGGGAGAGAAUUUUACGGGACCAGAAUUAAUUUUAGCGUAUCAUAGACACUUGUAUAGGUUAGGUGAGCAUUAUAACUCGACGGUAGCGGCCAUCGACGGCCAGGAUGAAUAAACACUGCCAUUAGUUUAAGUUUAAAUUACACGCGACAAAUCUGUGAUCUGAUAGGUCCGUGCUAGGCGCGUUAUUUAAUAAGGAAGCUCUCUUUUUUACGAAAAGAGGUAUUUUAAACUGUAUUGCAAUGCUGUAAACAACUCAAAGUGUGAAUAUUAAACCGACUAAAAUGAAUAAAAAGUAAGUGUAAGA
This is a messenger RNA of Zophobas morio, 1315 nucleotides long. RefSeq names its product deubiquitinase OTUD6B-like. Gene Ontology annotation, molecular function: cysteine-type deubiquitinase activity. The coding region runs from base 275 to 1123 and encodes 282 amino acids. NCBI's taxonomy places the organism in Eukaryota, Metazoa, Arthropoda, Insecta, Coleoptera, Tenebrionidae. The record is from RefSeq and is a predicted model, not a curated record. Gene Ontology annotation, biological process: protein deubiquitination. The transcript has a single exon.